Molecule: messenger RNA, 2408 nt
Organism: Phalacrocorax carbo (great cormorant)
Lineage: Eukaryota; Metazoa; Chordata; Aves; Suliformes; Phalacrocoracidae
Source: RefSeq, a predicted model, not a curated record
GCGCCGCCUGGGAGUGCGCCGAGCUCCGCCCGCCGCCGCCCGGGGGAGGGAGACCGGCCGGGCGGGCGGGAGAGGCCGGGGAGCCGCGCCGGGCCUGCGCGUUAGGCCUUUCCUGAUUAAACCCCGCCAGACCCGGGCCCGCGUCUCCCCGCCCGCCGCCGGCCGUUCCCCACAGGCGCUGGCGGGCAGCCGGGCAGCCCUGAGGUGCUUCGGGAGGGGCUGGAGCUCGGUAGGCCGCGGUGUUACCGCCGGCCCCGCGUCUUAGCCCGCCGACACAAAUUCACAGCGUAAAGCCCGUGGCCGGUCCAGCCGAGAAGCUGUUAAUCUGCUUGUACGCUGAGGAAAAGGUAGUGAAAUGUCUUAUUUCUGCCUUUUGGGGGCGUGAUGGACACUCAUCCUGCUUCCCGAGGUCAGGUAUCUGAAGCUGUUGAGGCACCUGAAGUUUGAAAUGAGGUGGAAAUACAUCCGAAAACGAGGUAGGAGCUAAGGCUGGGAAGACUUAAGCCUGGAGAAAGCGCAUCUCGUAAGGCGAGACAGCGACGGAGUCGAGCAUGUGGAAGUUCUGCCCCUAACACAGCUUUCGGAAGGUUGUUCUGCUCCUACAGACCGGCCAAGCUCCUCACCUGGACAGUAUAGCAGAUACAUAAACAGCUGGGGUGGCACACUGACAAAUGCAAGAUGUCGAUGGAUAUAACUUUCCUCGGCACAGGCUCAGCGUAUCCCUCUCCCACGAGAGGAGCAUCGGCGUUAGUGCUUCGCAGGGAAGGAGAGUGCUGGCUCUUCGACUGCGGAGAAGGAACUCAGACACAAUUCAUGAAGAGCCAUCUCAAAGCAGGCAGAAUUACCAAGAUUUUCAUAACUCAUCUUCACGGUGACCACUUUUUUGGACUUCCUGGCCUGCUGUGUACACUCAGCCUCCAAAGUAGCCCUGACCCGAGCAAACCCCCUGUUGAUAUUUAUGGGCCGUUAGGACUGCGAAGCGUCAUAUGGAGGAGCAUGGAGCUCUCCCACUCACAACUUCUGUUUCCCUACACCGUUCAUGAACUCGUACCUACACGGGACCAGUGCCCUGCAGAAGAAUUUAAAGAGUUUUCUUACUUGGACAGAGAUGAGGUACCUCUGCAGGGAGCACAAGGGAGAAUACUCCACCUGGAUCCAGUAGAAAACUCUUACUUGCUGGUUGAGGAUGAGCAGCUAGUUCUGAGAGCAUUUCGCCUAUUUCACCGCAUUCCUUCCUUUGGCUUUGUGGUGGAAGAGAAGCCCCGCACCGGUAAACUCAAUGUACAGAAACUGAAAGACCUUGGAGUUCAACCAGGCCCUUUAUACGGGAAACUGAAGAACGGAACAGCAAUCGUUCUAGAAAACGGUGUAACGAUUUCUCCUUCAGAUGUCUUAGAAGACCCCAUUCCUGGAAGGAAAAUUUGCAUUUUGGGGGAUUGUUCAGGAGUGGUUGGAGAUGCAGCCGUGAAGCUUUGCCAUGAAGCGGAUGUACUGAUACAUGAAGCCACGCUGGACGAUACCCAAGAGGAAAAGGCAAGGGAGCAUGGUCAUAGCACUCCAAAAAUGGCAUCGAAUUUUGCAAAAUCGUGUAAAGUUAAGAAGCUGAUUUUGACUCACUUCAGUCAGCGGUAUAAACCAGCUGCUCAGAGAGGUGAGGGAGAUACGGACAUCACCGAACUGAAGAGACAGGCAGAGUUGGUGUUAGGUGGUCAAGAAGUAACGCUAGCUGAGGAUUUUAUGACGAUAGAAAUUCCAAUGAAAAAGUUAAAACAGUAGGCUUAGCGAUCUCUGCGUGAAGAUGUAAAGUAGGAUGGUGUUGGAUAGCACUUAAAAAUAACGGUGAGGUUUCUGGUAUCUGAAUUGGUUCUCUUCUGUGGCACACAGAGAACUGUUGGAAACUGGAGAGAGUACCAGGUACAGUUAGCGCUGCUUUUGUAAAGCGAGAGAAAAGGAUAUACAGACAUCUGGAACUUGGAAUAAAUUCAUAAGUGAUGGUUUCGGACACCUAGCCUCCCCAGAAACAGAAUGUGUGGGCUGGCGCAAACCGUCCCAGCCCAGGGGUUUUCCUUGGACCACAGGUUCCAAGAGCAGAGCACUGGAUCAUUUGGCUUAUUAAUACAGCCCUCAGGAAGGUUUGUGUUCUGCACCAGAACUGAAGAUACCGUGCCUGUUAGCAGCUUUGGAAUAAAAUCUAUUUCAAACUUGUACGCAGUAUUUUGUAACUGUUAUCCGAUUUCCAUGUGAGAGGGCUGUUACGCUGAAACUAAUCAAGUAUUUAUAACUCUGCCAGGUGGCUGUAAUUGGGGGUGUUGCUGUGUUCAAGUUGAGGAGCUCUUGUAAUUCUCCCUUUGUGUAUGAAGUUUUCUCAUAAAUAAAUAUAGUUCAGGCUUCCUGUCAAAAGCUAAUCG